This is a messenger RNA of Peronospora matthiolae, 1014 nucleotides long. The record is from the annotation of a GenBank genome assembly. NCBI's taxonomy places the organism in Eukaryota, Oomycota, Peronosporomycetes, Peronosporales, Peronosporaceae.
AUGUCGGCGGGCCUGUCGUCGCGUCGGAAGCGUCAGGUUACGUUCGAGAACGUCGAGACGCCGGAGAUCGUACCCGCGCGUGGGGUUACGAGUUACGAUGAGUUGGUAUUUCAUGUGGCAGGGCUGUUCCACACCAGGUCGUUUUUGCACGAUGUUGAAGAAGAGUGGAACGAUGACGACGACGAUGAGUUGACUACGAGUCGGUCGUCGUCGGCGGACGAUGGGUACAAUGGGUUUUACGACCCCGACCCGCCUCUGGAGCGGUCUGUACCGCUUAUGAUUGCCGAGUUUCUCUACCGGUCGGCCAUGUACUUGGGGAACCCGCCGGGGGAUACGCCCUGGCUGCCUGGAUUUCGACAGGACAAGCGCUUUUCCGGCAACGACGUCAAGCGCUGGCGACGACUCGCGCACUUUGACUGGGAAGCUGAAGAGCGCGAGUUUCGGCUGCACCAUGCGGUGCCAGUGGUUGUGGACAUUGAGGCACCGCGGGGAGAUUUCGGGAAACGGACCUUGUCGGUUGAGUCCAAUGGCCACUCGUCGGUGUUGUCGACACUUGGGGCGAGUUUUCAUGGCUGUCGACGGGGCAGUUGCAGUCGAAGUGCAAGUGUCGAGUCGGACGUGAUGUCCAUGGCGCGUGAAGACGAGGCAGGUCAAGUGGGGAAGAAGGAUAAGCUCAAGUUCCGAAGUACCGUGAGUGGCUGGAUCCGGAAGCAUCGACGGCCGUUUAGUCACGAGGAGAAGGAGAAGACGACCAUGUCGUUGUCGUCGUCGAUCUUGACCACGCCAGCAGCUAAUCGACAGGAAAUUGGAGCGGAGAGUGGUCAAGAUGUUGAUGAAAGCGGCAAGAAAGGAACAAGCCGGAAACGAAAGCCCGUGUCGUGGCUACAUCCGCCACCCGUGUCGUCGUCACGAGACAUGAGACUGCUCGUGGACAUUAUCAAUUCGUGCGUGUACUGUGGCCAGUUCCGCUUCCGCAAGCGCGACAUUGUCCGGCUUUGCAAUGUUAAAAUUUAA